UGUCUUAGCUGAGGCUGGGGCCAAGCAGUGGAGGGCGGAGGGAAGUCUGCAUGAGCAAAGCAUCCUCCAGGGUCCUGAGAAUCCAGAGGCAGCUCCUCCUGCUGCUGGGAAGGGCUCCGGACACCUUCAGCCCUUGUUGCCUGCCCUCUGAGGCUCAAGCCAGAAGCUCAGGGUGCUUGCUGGGUUGCUGACACAGCCACGGAGCUGGUACCCUCAGGACCCCCUGCCCGUCUUCUCUCCGCUCCCCAGCAUGGAGGAGGGUGGCGAAUUCGACAACUACUAUGGGGCAGACAACCAGUCUGAGUGUGAGUAUACAGACUGGAAGUCCUCGGGGGCCCUCAUCCCUGCCAUCUACAUGCUGGUCUUCCUCCUGGGCACUUCUGGCAAUGGCCUGGUGCUCUGGACCGUGUUUCGGAGCAGCCGCGAGAAGAGGCGCUCGGCUGACAUCUUCAUUGCCAGCCUGGCGGUGGCCGACCUGACUUUUGUGGUGACCCUGCCGCUGUGGGCCACCUACACGUACCGGGACUAUGACUGGCCCUUUGGUACCUUUGCCUGCAAGGUCAGCAGCUAUGUCAUCUUUGUCAACAUGUACGCCAGUGUCUUCUGCCUCACCGGCCUCAGCUUCGACCGAUACCUGGCCAUCGUGAGGCCAGUGGCCAAUGCUCGGCUCAGGCUGCGGGUCAGCGGGGCUGUGGCCACGGUGGUCCUGUGGGUGCUGGCCGCCCUCCUGGCCACGCCGGUCAUGGUGUUCCGCUCCACUGGGGACCUGGACAAUACCACCAAAGUGCAGUGUUACAUGGACUACUCCAUGGUGGCGACCUCGAGCUCCGAGUGGGCCUGGGAGGUGGGCUUGGGGGUCUCGUCCACCGCUGUGGGCUUCGUGGCACCCUUCAUCAUCAUGCUGACCUGUUACUUCUUCAUCGCCCAAACCAUCGCCGCCCACUUCCGCAAGGAGCGCAUCGAGGGCCUGCGGAAGCGGCGCCGGCUGCUCAGCAUCAUCGUGGUGCUGGUGGUGACCUUCGCCCUCUGCUGGAUGCCCUACCACCUGGUGAAGACGCUCUACAUGCUGGGCAGCCUGCUGCACUGGCCCUGUGACUUCGACCUAUUCCUCAUGAAUGUCUUCCCCUACUGCACCUGCAUCAGCUAUGUCAACAGCUGCCUCAACCCCUUCCUCUACGCCUUCUUCGACCCCCGUUUCCGCCAGGCCUGCGCCUCUAUGCUCUGCUGGGGUGAGAGCAGGUGUGGGGCUACCUCCCACAGCAGCAGCGGGGAGAAGUCGGCCAGCUACUCCUCGGGGCACAGCCAGGGGCCCGGUCCCAACUCGGGGAAGGGCGGAGAGCAGACGCAUGAGAAAUCCAUCCCCUACAGCCAAGAGACCCUUGUGGUUGACUAGGGCUGGGAUCCAAGAGAAGCCCCGUGCCCUCUGCCCUGCCUCAGCCUUUGCCGUUGCUCUCUGAAAGUCAGGUAGCAUGAAGGCGCCUUCUCUCUUGCACUUGACUCCUUUCCCUGCUCCCUGUCUCUCUCCUCCGUCUUGUCCUCCUUUCUCCUCUAUUCUUGUCCAGAGGUUUGUGGAUUGGUGGAAGGAGGCUGCGCCCUGCUGGCUCGUGCUCUGCAACUCAGUAUCUGUGCAACUGACCUUGCACAAGUCUCUUACCUCUCUGAGCCUCAGUUUCUCCAUUUGUAUAAAAUGGGAGAAGUCAUACUGACACUAAAAUGUUGAUGUGCGUAUCCUGGCUCAAUAAAAGUUCAU
Diceros bicornis minor is the source of this 1750-nucleotide messenger RNA. RefSeq names its product apelin receptor (gene APLNR). Gene Ontology annotation, biological process: G protein-coupled receptor signaling pathway; immune response. Lineage: Eukaryota; Metazoa; Chordata; Mammalia; Perissodactyla; Rhinocerotidae. The transcript has a single exon. The record is from RefSeq and is a predicted model, not a curated record. The coding region runs from base 251 to 1393 and encodes 380 amino acids. Gene Ontology annotation, molecular function: G protein-coupled receptor activity. Gene Ontology annotation, cellular component: membrane.